Dunckerocampus dactyliophorus (ringed pipefish) is the source of this 1219-nucleotide messenger RNA. RefSeq names its product thyroxine 5-deiodinase-like. The transcript has a single exon. Gene Ontology annotation, molecular function: thyroxine 5'-deiodinase activity. NCBI's taxonomy places the organism in Eukaryota, Metazoa, Chordata, Actinopteri, Syngnathiformes, Syngnathidae. The record is from RefSeq and is a predicted model, not a curated record.
GUGAAUGAGGUACCUUUUGAAGUGUGUGUGAGUCCAGCGCCGUCUAGCGGCCAGAGAGGUCAUGACACCAACAGGAGCUCCAGCUGAUGCUGACGUCAACCUUUUGCUUCUCUCCUAUGAGACAAAUUGAGUGAGUUCUAAACACCACCAUGUGUGAAGUGUGAAUUAGUGGCGGGUGGAGUGAGAGGGUUUUCGUCACCAGAGGUGACCGGAGGUGAUCCCGCCAUGUGAGUGGGAGGAGCCGUCAUUAUUCAAACAGUGGCGGUCCUAUAAAAGCACGCACCUCGCACGUCGUGGGAGUUUCACCCCCAAUGUGUCACGACUGAAGGCCGGCUCGGCAGCACCGCCAGAGGACCCGACGAUGCACGACUCCGGCGGGGUCCAACUGGCCCGAGCCCUCAAGUACGCCGCCCUGUGCCUGCUGCUGGUGCCGCGCUUCCUGGCCGCCGCUGUCACGCUGUGGCUCCUCGACUUCCUGUGCAUCCGCCGCAAGGUGCUCCUCCAGAUGGGCGCCCGGCCACACAGUGCCGACGACCCGCCGCUGUGCGUCUCGGACUCCAACCGGAUGUUCACCAUGGAGUCGUUGCGGGCGGUGUGGUACGGCCAGAAGCUGGACCUGCUCAAGUCUGCGCGCCUGGGACGCGCGGCGCCCAACACGGAGGUGGUUCUUGUCCAGGAGCGCCGGCGUGUCCGCAUCUUGGACUGCAUGCGGGGGACGAGGCCGCUCAUCCUCAACUUUGGCAGUUGCUCCUGACCGCCCUUCAUGACGCGCCUGGCCGCCUUCCAGCGCGUCGUCAGCCAGUACGCGGACAUCGCGGACUUCGUGGUGGUGUACAUCGAGGAAGCGCACCCGGCGGACGGCUGGGUGAGCUCGGACGCCCCCUACCAGAUCCUCAAGCACCGCUGCCUGGAGGACCGGCUGAGCGCAGCGCGGCUCAUGCUGGCGCAGGUGCCCGGCAGCAGCCUGGUGGUGGACAGCAUGGACAACUCCUCCAACGCCGCCUAUGGAGCCUACUUCGAGAGACUCUACAUCGUCAGGGACCAGAGGGUGGUCUACCAGGGGGGCCGGGGGCCGGAGGGCUACCGGAUCUCCGAGCUCAGGAACUGGCUGGAACAGUACCGGAGGGACCUCAUCGCUUGUCCGGUGCUGCAAGCGUAGCCCUGGGUGAAAUCUAUAAAGCCUUAUAAAGACCAUUUUUAUGUUCUACUGGGUCCACAA